CGCCCAUCGUCUUUAUUCGCUUUCCGCCGCCGCCCACCUCCUCUUCGGAACCACGAUAAGCUCCUCUUCCUUCCGCCACUGCGUCCUGCCCCGAAGCGUGCCGGCUGCAGGUCGCCGCUUUCGGCCUCCAAGAACGCUCUGGCUACUGGCUCGAACCGCUACCACCGCGCUUCAACACAAACAGGAAUUGGGACUGCACCGAAUUGAUCGACAGCGAUGUUUGAUACCUCAAUUGAAUAGGACUUUGGUACCUCUACGACACGCAAGAAGAUAAGGGUUUAAUCUCGUCUCUUCCUCUUUUCAUUUGAUCUUGGGUUUUGCGAUCGAAACCACAGUUCAAAGUCGAUGGGCACCGAAUCCAAAGCCAAAGGGCCACCUAAAGUGGUGAAACUUGAUAAGGCGCUGAAAUUGGCCGAAGCUUGGGUUAAUAAUAUGAGCAGACCAGCGAUUUAUGAGCAGAGUGAAGUAGAAUUUGAGGGUCGACCUUCGAGGUUAGGUCUGGGAGCUAAAAUCACACCAAAAAUGAAAGCGGCAGUUUCAAGUGAUCCAGUUGAACAGAAAUUGCUUGGGAAGUUGAACUCAAAGAAGAAACUGUCUUCGGAAAAUGUAGAGAAAGCUAGCCCAGUUAAAGAGAAUUCACCAAGCGACGAUGAUGAAAAUGAACCAGAGAGCAGAACAAGUGCUUUUGUGAAGAAGAGACCAAUGCCUCCAGCAACAUCUUUGCAGUCUUCCAAGAAGAGAAAAUGACAUUCUGUAAUCUUUGUCAGGUUUAAAUUGUGUAGAUGAGGUGCGCUGCACUUGUUCUCAAAUUAUUUAUCAUUGUCCAUGUUCUUACAAGGUUCCUUCACAUUCUGAAUGUUAGAACCUUUUCCCUUGAUCAAUCAAGUCCCAUACCAUCUACAUUGUUUUACUUCA
This is a messenger RNA of Musa acuminata AAA Group (dessert banana), 915 nucleotides long. RefSeq lists its product as uncharacterized. The record is from RefSeq and is a predicted model, not a curated record. The transcript has 3 exons. Bases 346 to 747 code for a protein of 133 amino acids. Lineage: Eukaryota; Viridiplantae; Streptophyta; Magnoliopsida; Zingiberales; Musaceae.